CGUCCUCCCCGCCGCCGUCGCCUCCGCGGGACGAGGGGCGCCCGAGCGGCAGCGCCCGGCGGCGCCCGGCGCGACCUUCCCUCGCUUCUCGCCAUGAACCUGCACCAGGUGCUGACGGGCGCCGUGAACCCCGGCGACAACUGCUUCUCCGUGGGGAGCCUGCACGACCAGCCCUUCACGGCAUAUGCGUCAGGAUGUGAUAUUGUAGUGUUGGGGACUGACUUUGAAAGAUUACAGAUAAUCCCUGGAGCAAAACAUGGAAACAUUCUGGUGGGAUGUGUGGACUGUUCAAUGCAACAAGGGAAGAUUGCAGCUUCUUAUGGAAAGGUGAUUUGUAUCUUCGAGCCAGUUAGCCUCUUGAAGCAGAACAGCAGUCAUCAUAAUACAUUGCAUUAUCAGUGGCAGAAGAACGCUCAAAUCUUACUGGAAACUGUAGCGCAUAAUCUAACGUGGGAUCCCACAGGUACUCGCCUUUUGAUUGGUUCCAGUUGUCUUCAACUUUGGUCCAAUGUUCCAUUGGAAAAUCCUUCUGACAAUGACAAUACUGAAAGAACAGAUGUUGGGCUUGGAGAGUGGAAGUGUAUCUGGCAAUGCAAAACUGCCUCUCAAGUUUGUUUAAUGAAAUUCUCACCCGAUGGGGAAUUUUUUGCUACUGCUGGAAAGGAUGAUUGUCUUGUGAAAGUAUGGUACAACACAGAUAGCUGGCGGACAGCUGUAACACCACCUGGUGCAAGUCCUGAAAAACAGGCAAAAGAAGUUGAUUUUUCAUUUGUUUAUUUGGCUCAUCCUCGGUCAGUAAAUGCAUUUUCAUGGAGGAAGACCAGUAAAUUCAUGCCACGUGGUGCUGUCUGCAAUGUACUCCUGACUUGCUGUAAGGAUAAUGUUUGUCGUCUCUGGGCAGAGACUUUGUUACCCAAUGACAGUCUGUUGUAUGGUGGCGGCUACAACAAUUGGAGUGAAGCAGUGAACUUCACAAAUAACUUCAAGAGAAAUACUUCAAGUAAGGAAAAAGUGCAAAAUGCUUUAGAGUUAAACCUGAGGCACUUUCGAAGAGGAAGGAGGAGGUCAGGCGCUGUUGUAGCGCAUACUGGAUAUGCUCCACAUCAGCAAGAUCCCCACGAAGUUCACAGGAACAUCCCUCCUCAUGCAAAUGCACUUUGUCACUUCCAUAUUGCUGCCAGUAUCAACCCAGCCACAGAUAUUCCUCUGCUCCCUUCGAUCACUUCUCUGAGUCUUGGCGAAAAUGAAGAAAAAAGUGGACCUUUUGUUGUGCACUGGCUAAACAAUAAAGAGCUUCAUUUUACCUUAUCCAUGGAAGUAUUUUUGCAACAGCUUAAAAAGAGCUUUGAACAUCAUUCUCCUGAGACUAACACUGAGGAGUCUAAUCAAAUGGACAGCAGAUCAGAAGAAGAAGCUGACGAAAAUGGAGAUGAACAAAAAGCAAACCAGGAAAGGAAAGAACUGGGUGAUGAGAAAACUACUCAAAAUUCUGGCCUUGUUCCUUUAUCUUCUGCUAUUAUUGACCAUGAAAUUGAACUACUACUUUCUGAAUGGAGUAAAAAUGCUGACAUGCUGUUCAGCAUACAUCCCAUGGAUGGUUCACUGCUAGUAUGGCAUGUAGACUGGCUAGACGAAUAUCAGCCUGGCAUGUUUCGCCAGGUGCAGGUGUCAUUUGUCUCAAGAAUACCUGUUGCAUUUCCAACAGGUGAUGCAAACUCUCUUUGCAGAAGUAUAGUGAUGUAUGCUUGUACCAAAAAUGUUGACUUAGCUAUUCAGCAAGGCAAACAAAAGCCUCCUGGACUUACACGAUCUUCAUCUAUGCUUAUCUCUUCUGGACACAGUAAAUCAACCAACAGUUUAAAACUAAGUAUCUUCACACCCAAUGUUAUGAUGAUUUCCAAACACGCAGAUGGGUCAUUGAAUCAGUGGCUAGUGAGUUUUGCUGAGGAAUCUGCUUUUUCAACUGUACUCAGUAUUUCACAUAAAUCCCGAUAUUGUGGUCACCGUUUUCAUCUUAAUGACUUGGCUUGCCACUCAGUAUUACCACUGCUGCUUACAACCUCACAUCACAAUGCUCUAAUUUCACCAGAUGUUGAGAGUGCUAAACAGACAAAUGAUUCUUCAAAGUCUCGGGAGUCACCAGUACGACUUCAGAGCAGAGGCAAUGCAAAUGUAACAUCCCAGGAUCCCAAUGCGGUUUACAGUGAACUUAUUCUUUGGAGAGUUGAUCCUGUUGGGCCUUUGUCCUUUUCUGGUGGAGUUUCUGAACUUGCUCGGAUAAAUUCUCUCCAUGUUUCAGCUUUUUCUAAUGUUGCAUGGCUGCCCACGCUUAUACCCAGCUAUUGCCUUGGUGCAUACUGCAAUUCUCCAAGUGCCUGCUUUGUGGCUAGUGAUGGACAGAAUUUGAGAUUAUAUCAAGCUGUAAUAGAUGCUAAGAAACUUUUGUGUGAGCUCUCCAAUCCAGAAAUUUCUAAAUAUGUUGGUGAAGUUUUUAACAUCAUAAGUCAGCAAUCUACGGCUCGCCCAGGAUGUAUCAUUGAACUGGAUGCUAUCACAGAGCUUCAUGGCAGGAAGACACAGUUAUUCCAUGUUUUUCAAGAAGACUUCAUUUUAAAUAACCAGGAGAAUGAAAUACUAGAAAAGAAGAACAAUUUAUCAGACUCUGGAAACAAGCAGAACGGAUUUUCUGAAAAAUUCUAUCUAAUAGUAAUAGAGUAUACUCAAAACCAUUCGUUACUACAUAUGUGGCAUUUACAUUUGAAGUCAAUUCCUGUCUCAAUAGCUUUUUCAGAUGAGAAGAUUGAUUCAAAUGCAACUGAAGCAGCAACACGAUCAGAAGAAUUGUAUUCUUCACCAGAUCCGGAGAAGAUACAAUCGCCUUUCGCUCAAAAGUAUCAGGCCUGUAGAGCAAACCUUCAGAGCACCAGCUGGCUUACUCUGUCUUCCAAAAUGGUGUAUAGUCAAGAGUUAAAUUUGCCAGAAGGAGUAGAGAUAAUAAGUGUAAAGCCAUCAGCAGGACACCUGAGUUCUUCUUCCAUAUAUCCUGUUUGUCGUGCACCUUAUCUGCUGGCUACUUCAUGCUCUGAUGGAAAAGUUCGGUUCUGGAGAUGCAGAGUUACCACUGAAUCAUCAACUUCUUCCAUGCCAGAAUAUAGUAAUGCACAGAGUGAUGUUGCAUAUGUGUGGGAAGAAUGGCCAUUAUUUAUUGAGGAUGGACUUCUCAGUAGUAGUGCUAUUACUGUUCCAGGAAGGCCAGCUGAAGUUAGUUGUGCACACACGAACAGAUUAGCAGUAGCAUAUCAGCAGGCAACAUCUAAAAAUAGUAAUCUUUCUCAAGAUUUUAUAAUGCAUGUUAGUAUUUUUGAAUGUGAGUCUACAGGGGGUUCUUCUUGGAUUCUAGAACAGACUCUUCAUUUAGAUGAGAUAGGCACCAUGCCGGAGUCUGGUGUUAGUAUUGAUAGUAAUUUAGUGGCAUACACCCAACAAGACAUUUCUCUGUCUCACAGUGGGAGUAUGCCCAGCGCUAAACACUUGGUACACUUAGAUUGGAUGUCUAGGGAAGAUGGUUCACAUAUUCUAACAGUGGGAAUUGGAUCAAAACUUUACAUGUUUGGUCAACUGUCUGGGAAAAUGCAAGAACAGAAUGGUAAGGAGAUUGUAGCAUUCUCCCAUAGUGUUAGUAUGAAGGCUACAACCCUUUCUAGGUUUGUUCUGCUGCGUUGUGUUGACUUAGUUUCGUCUGUAGAAGGGUCACCUCCUUUCCCAGUUUCCUUGUCUUGGGUGCGUGAUGGCAUUCUUGUAGUAGGAAUGGAUUGUGAAAUGCAUGUUUAUUCCCAGUGGCAAUCUCCUUCCAAGCAGGAACUAGUUAGCGCAGAUUCCUACAGUGGAAGUAUGCUGUUUAUAAGUAGCUUAAUGAAACAAAGCCAGUCAGCUGUCUCAGGUCUGCAUCCACCAAAGCGAACCCUGACCAGAUCUAUGACCAGCCUUGCACAGAAACUUAGUGGGAAAAGAUCUGCCUGCAAUCUGUCUGUGGAAAUGGAAGAUUCUGGUCUUUUUGAAGCAGCUCAUGCAUUGUCUCCCACUUUACCUCAGUACCAUCCAUAUCAGCUGUUGGAACUCAUGGAUCUUGGUAAAGUACGUAGAGCAAAAGCCAUUCUGUCCCACCUGGUGAAGUGCAUUGCUGGAGAAGUUGUUGCCAUAAAUGAAUCUGAACCUAAUCAUGAUAAGAGGCUCAGAUCUCUGACUAUCAGUGCUAGUGGGAGUACUGCAAGAGAUCCCAAAACGUUCAGCAAAACUGAGACUACGGACUACAUUGAAAUAGAUUCUGUCCCACCGUUGCCUUUGUAUGCUUUGCUUGCUGCGGAUGACGAUUCAUCUCAUUCAGAGAAGUCUAAUAAUCAAAGUAGUCAAAAUAAAAAAGAUACGCCCAGUGACAACUAUGAAGAUCUCUUUCAAAGUACUGCUGUAAAUACAGACGAACUUGUUACAUUUGAUGCAGAUGAAGACAAUUCGAAACAAGAAGUCAUCGAUCUUUCUCAGUAUAGCCCAACUUACUUUGGACCAGAGCAUGCUCAAGUUCUUUCUCGUCACUUGCUUCAUUCAAGCUUGCCAGGUCUGACUAGGAUGGAGCAGAUGUCAUUGAUGGCCUUGGCAGAUACAAUUGCUACUACCAGUACUGACAUUGGAGAAAGCAGAGACAGAAAUCAGGGUGGAGAAACUCUUGAUGAGUGUGGUUUGAAAUUUUUAUUGGCUGUUCGGCUUCACACAUUUUUAACAACUUCACUUCCUCCUGUACACAGAGCUCAACUGCUUCACCAAGGCUUGUCUACUAGUCAUUUUGCAUGGGCAUUUCAUUCAGUAGCGGAGGAAGAACUACUGAGCAUGCUGCCGGCAGUGCAGAAAGGAGAUCCAACGUGGUCAGAACUUCGAGCUAUGGGUAUAGGAUGGUGGGUUCGAAACAUCCAUAGCCUGCGGAAAUGUAUAGAAAAGGUGGCUAAAGCAGCCUUUCAGCGAAAUAAUGAUCCACUUGAUGCAGCCAUAUUUUACCUCGCCAUGAAAAAGAAGGCUGUGAUCUGGGGGUUAUACAGGUCUCAAAAAGAUGCUAAAAUGACACAGUUUUUUGGAAACAACUUUACUGAGGACAGAUGGCGUAAAGCAGCAUUAAAGAAUGCUUUUUCUUUGCUUGGCAAACAGCGUUUUGAACAUUCUGCAGCGUUUUUCUUGUUGGCAGGACACUUAAAAGACGCAGUGGAGGUCUGCCUUGAAAAACUGAAUGACAUUCAGUUGGCUCUUGUAAUAUCAAGACUUUAUGAAUCAGAAUUUGAAGUAUCUAGUACUUACAAGUCUGUACUACAGAAGAGAAUUUUGGGAAGUGCGUUUCCUGGAAAAGAGAGCUCAGGAAACAUGCACUCUGACCCUUUUCUGCGAAGUAUGGCUUACUGGAUUUUGGAAGAUUAUAGCAAGGCUCUUGACACUUUGAUUAGGCAUUCUGUUGAAGAUGAAGGAGAUGAAGGAAAUGGCUUGUCAAGUUGUAACCCUGCAGUGUUUAACUUCUAUAACUACUUAAGAACACAUCCUCUCUUGUUGAGACGUCAUUUUGGCUCUUCUGAUACAUCUUCCACACAUAUUUGCCUGACAGUAGAAAAUGGAUUAGCUGACAAAAUCAACCUAGGCGAAAGACGGCUCUUUUUCACCACAGCAUAUGCUCAUCUGAAAGCUGGUUGCCCUAUGUUGGCCUUAGAAGUGUUAUCGAAGAUGCCCAAAGUUGUCAAGAGGUCAAAGUCAUUCUGUAGAUCCCCUAGUUUAAUGGAUACUUCUAAAGAUUUCUCACCAUCUUCUCCAGUUAAAGAGUUGGAAACGAAAGACCAGUCUUGCAGUAUUGAUUGGUCACAGCCAGUAUUGAAUGGUCUAGGUUCAUCUUCAGAUUGCUCAUCAGGAAAACAUUCAAGUUCAACACUUUCCUUUGACUGGAGUCAGUCAAGUGUGGUAUUCCAAGAUGAACCAUUGAAGCUCCAAUCAGAUACCGAUGAAAGUGAUGAGAGUGAAGAUUCUUCCCUGGUAAUGAAAGAGCUAAAACCCCUGAAGAAGACUGAAAAAUCAUAUGCAAUAAGUUCUAGCUACACAGAAUCUUUUAGUGUAGUUGAUGACAAAGAUAUUUUAAGUCCAUCAGAAGAUAUAAUUUCAGCACAGCUGAAGUUUAGAGCGUGCCUGAAAAUUCUUACUGUAGAGCUUCGUACACUGUCAACUGGUUAUGAGGUAGAUGGUGGGAAGUUGAGGUAUCAGCUUUAUCAGUGGCUUGAAAGAGAAGUGGUAGCUCUUCAAAAGACCUGCGACUAUAAUGUUGAAGUAGAAGAGAUACAGUCAGGGAUUAGUGUGGUGCCAGAAGAAGCUCUGUUACAAGAAAACACUGAAGACUUAGCUGACCAGCAAAAAAAUAUGCUGCAGAAAGAAGAUUUUCAGAAAAGACGUCAGUGGCUUCUGAAAUACCAGUCUCUCCUAAGAAUGUUCCUUAGUUACUGUAUACUUCAUGGCUCUCACGGUGGAGGUUUGGCAUCUGUCAGAAUGGAAUUAAUUCUGCUGUUGCAGGAAUCUCAACAGGAACAAUCAAUACAGAUACCUUCUAGCCCUCUACCAGACCAAAGCUCCGUACCUCUGCUGUUUGCUUGCACAGCUAGUGCCAAAACAGUGGUGGCUAAUCCAUUGCUACAUCUUGGUAACUUAACUCAUGAUAUAUUACAUGCCAUAAUAAACCUUGAUUCACCACCUCAUCCCGAUACUCAGGAUAACAAGAUAUAUGUAAUGCAUACCUUAGCAGCGUCACUCUCUGCUUGCAUCUACCAAUGUCUUUGUGAUGGCCACAGCUACAGCUCAUUUCAAGCAAAUCAGUUCACUGGAACAGUGUAUCAGACAGUGCUAUUAACUCAGCGCCAUUCCCUAAGAACAACAAGCUUAGAAGAAACAGUGACUCCCAAUACGGCACCUGCUCAGUGGCCAGGAAUAACAGCUCUAAUACGUCUCUUGAAUUCUGCUGGUGAGGAAGCCCAGCCAGGCCUCACAGUUUUACUUUGUGAAAUUCUGACUGCAGUCUAUCUGAGUCUGUUCAUCCAUGGCCUGGCAACACAUUCUAGCAAUGAGUUGUACAGGAUUAUGGCUCAUCCACUGAACAACAAAAUGUGGUCUGCUAUCUUUGGAGGAGGAGCUCAUACACCCAGCAGAGGACAAGUGCAAUUAAAGACAAAAAGUGGUAGGCACUUCUCAAUGCCUAGCCCACAGCAGGUAGUAGUGUUCUCCAUGGAAUGUGUGGGGUUUUCCAAAUCUCUUACCGCCUUCAGUACUCAUAGUCCUACCAAACCUUCAGAUGAUGGAGAGAAACAACAAAAACGUUAUAGGCUUUCAUCAAAGAGCUCUCCAAAAGAGAGUUCUCAGUUGCCUGCAUUGCCAUUGGCAGACCAAGAAUCCCCAUCUUACAAAGAAAGAUAUGUUCCUCCUGAGCUUAGCAUCUGGGAUUAUUUCAUUGCAAAGCCUUUUCUUCCGUUGCAAAGUAAAGUGGAAUAUGAUUCAGAAGAAAGUCAGGAAAGUGGUGAAGAUGAUGAAGAUAAUGAUGGAGAUGUGUUUGCAUCAAAUUCACAUAAUCAAGAACAUUCUAAUUCAAAUUCAUACAGUUGGUCACUGAUGAGAUUGGCAAUGGUUCAGCUGGUACUUCACAAUUUGAAGAUUUUCUACCCUUUGGCUGGACAUGAUCUUUCAGAGCUUCCAGUUAGCUCCCCAAUAUGCCAUGCAGUUUUGAAAACACUACAGCGCUGGGAACAAGUUCUUCUCCGACGUCUUGAGCUACAUGGGGGUCCACCUCAACAGUAUAUAUCAGUUCAUGCUUCUGAAGAUGCUCUAGCUGCUGGUCCUGCACUGCUUCGCCAUAAAACUUUACUUGAGCCUACAAACACUCCAUUCAGAUCUAACAGUCACCUUGCUCUGUCUGUGAAGAGGCUCUGGCAGUAUUUGGUUAAACAGGAACAAGUCCAGGAAACCUUUAUCAGAAAUAUUUUUGCCAAGAAGCGAUGCCGAAAUGAGUCAUUAGAGGAACACAAUGAAACCAUGAAAAAUUCUGUGGUGGAGGAGCCCAUCGUCAAUAAGAUAGAAACAGAUUUAGGAUACCCAGGAGGCAAGGCAAGAAUAAUCCAUAAAGAGUCUGACAUCAUUACUGCUUUUGCAGUCAAUAAGGCAAAUCGGAACUGCAUUGCAAUAGCAUCGAGUCAUGACAUACAAGAAUUGGAUGUUUCUGCAAUUUUAGCUACACAAAUCUAUACCUGGGUUGACGAUGAUGUGGAAACAGAAAACAAAGGGGCUGAUGAUUUCUUAGUUAUACAUGCUCGUGAUGAUCUGGUAAAUGUUCAGGGAACCACUCCUUAUACUCACAGUAAUCCCGGCACGCCUAUCAAUAUGCCUUGGCUUGGUAGUACACAAACUGGCAGGGGUGCAUCUGUGAUGCUCAAGAAGGCGAUUAACAAUGUCAGAAGAAUGGCUUCUCACCCAACAUUACCAUAUUACCUGACAGGUGCUCAAGACGGUAGUGUAAGAAUGUUUGAAUGGGGUCAUGCUCAGCAGAUCACAUGUUUUCGGUCUGGUGGCAACUCAAGGGUAACUCGAAUGAGAUUCAAUUACCAAGGAAAUAAGUUUGGAAUUGUUGAUGCUGAUGGAUAUAUAAGUUUAUAUCAGACAAAUUGGAAAUGUUGCCCACUGACUGGAACUUCACCUAAACCAUACUUGACAUGGCAGUGUCAUAACAAAACAGCCAAUGACUUUGUUUUCAUCAGUUCGUCAUCUUUGAUAGCCACAGCAGGAUUGUCUUCUGACAACAGAAAUAUUUGUCUUUGGGAUACUUUGGUUUCACCUACAAAUAGCUUGGUGCAUGCUUUUAUCUGUCAUGAUAGUGGAGCAACUGUGCUAGCAUAUGCUCCAAAGCAUCAGCUGUUAAUAUCUGGAGGCAGAAAAGGCUUUACAUGCAUAAUUGAUCUUCGUCAAAAACAACAACAACAGUUACUUCAGAGUCAUGAUUCUCCAGUCAAAGCAAUUGCUGUUGAUCCUACGGAAGAGUAUUUUGUCACGGGAUCUGCUGAAGGCAACAUAAAGGUAUGGAAUCUGUCUACAUUCAAUCUUCUUCACACUUUCAUCAAUGAGCAUGCUCGACAGUCUCUCUUCAGAAACAUCGGCACAGGAGUCAUGCAAAUUGAGACAGGACCAGCAAAUCACAUAUUCUCCUGUGGUGCUGAUGGAACAGUAAAGAUGAGAAUCUUGCCUGACAGAUUCAGCCCUUUAAAUGAUGUGUUAAAAAAUGAUGUGAAAUUUAUGAUCUAGUAUAUUUCUCAGAACAGUGUAUAACAUUCCCCUUCUGCCAACCCUGAAGAUAUUUUUCUUGGAACUAGCCAACAAAGCAAAUAGAUAAUGAUAGCUUGUGCCACAAAGAUGCCUUUUUUUUUUUUUUUCUUUGCCCUCAUAUUUAUUACCUGGAGCUUUUAGUUGCACUGAUGCCUUAAAGAUUAACAAGGUCCUUCAGAUUUUGAUCAUUACUUAAAAUAAAAGCUAUACAUGAAUCUGAAUUAUAUACACUUAAAAAUAUUAAUAAGAUGUUGCUGAAGUGGUUUACUCUUCCUUUUGAGGUAUUUACACUCCCACCUGGAGUCUGCCAUCUGGGUGUAUGGCCUCUGCUUAUAUUCAACACCUGGCCGCCUUCUAAAAGCAGGUCUGUCCAGAUGGAAAUGUUAGAUAAUGUUACUCUUUCACUGUGGCAACCAUAACUGUCUUUGUUCUCAACUUGUUUAGUUAGUUGACAAUAAAAAAAAAUAUUCCUAUAUGUAGAAGAGAAACAAAACGUGUCUGAAUAGAUACUCCUGGCCAUGCAACCAUUCAUAUAAUGAGCCACUGUCUUGUCUCCAUUCCUGGAAUCCAGGCUGUUUACCUCUCUAACUCGCCUGAUCUCCUUCCUCUGACCUAGGGUAUAAGAAACUGAAGGAUGGUCUGUAACUUGUCUUCUGUUCUAUAGCUUGAAUCACUGCCAUCAGGAUGGCAGGCUUACCUUUUAAAAAGAAAUAUAUUUUUAACCCUGAACACUCCCUUUACAAAAAUAUGUAAAUAUUAAUGGAUAUCUUCCUAAUAAAAUAGUUAAGAUUGUGUGAAGCUUUAGUCUUGAUCAAAAAGAUACAGGAAGAUACUGCUUUAGGAUAUGGCACUAGAAUUUCUUCAAAGACUAUUUAUUUACAUGUCUGUAGAGGGGAAAAAAAACUAAUUUAUUUUUACAUUUUUUCCUGUAAGAGUUUUAUUUAGCCCAAAGAUACUCAGUUCAUUCAUAGCACUUACAUUCUUGUUUGUCAGCUUUUUAAAGUACGUUAAAAAAAGGAAUAAGUUCAACAGCACAGUACUCCAAUACUGUCAGUCUUUGUAGUGUAUGUUUACAUCUGGUGUAAAAUGAAAGAGAAGAAUUUUGAGAAGGAAAGAUGGAUUUUCUUUUUGCCAAACUAUUAAACUGCAUAACUUACAUGUUUGACCAAAUUAUUAAUGCACAAAGCCUUUACAUUUUUUUUAGUCAGCUAAAAACUGUUUAUGUAAGUAUUUUGGUUUACUUUUCCUGACUUGAGAGCUUGACAAAGGUUUAAUUUGUAAAUUAGGUGUGAGGCUGGAUUACUUGAAUGCCGGUGAUGUACUUUUUGCUAAAAGAUAUUUUGUGAAAUAUAGCACCAAGAUAUUAACUGUAAAAUAAACUUGUCAAAUUAGGAAUUAUGGGGAUAAAUAAAGCAUAGCAGAAAUGAAGGGCUUGUAAAAUGAACUUUGUAACAUUCUCAGGAUGCUUUUAUCUUAAGACUAUAAAAUUGUUUAAAAAGAUUUUGUAAAAUAUAUUAAGGUCAUUUUAAAUGUAUGUUUCGCAAGUUGCAGUGCAAACACUAUGAAGGUUUUAAUGCACAAAACCUGAAUUUUCAAAUUGUGCAAUAAAAAGAAUGUGAAUAUUUUGCCAUGAAGAGACAUGUGACAGCACUUCAAACUGGUACAGCUGUUCAGUGAUUCAAUUAUAAUUGUUCUUCCACAACACCUAUAGAUUGAAAUCAAAAUCGAUAUCAAAACAGUUUAAGUACAGUGAUGGCCCAGAAAAGUGACUGACUAAAAGUGACACCACCUUACAAAACAGACUUGCCCUAUGCAUAUGUCAUAUCUGCUCAGUGGCUGAGUUUCUAAUAUUCCUUAUUCUUAAGAAAGAAGGAAAACAAUGGAGUUAAUGGGAGCACACUCAUUAAGAAUCAGCUGAAACCCUGACUUUGUAUAUACAUGCAUUAGUUUCAUGCGCCCACUGAACUAACAAAGUUACAUUUAGAAAAGGAGAAUGUGCAAAAUUCAUGGCAACAUUAUAUAAUGAUGUUGUUUUGUCCUUAAAUAUUUGUAUCUGAUAAGCUUUAAUAUUUCAAGCUCAGUUUCUUGUACUGGCAAUCACGAAAAGGCUGUCUUACCAUCUGCAAACUGAGCAGAUUUUAAAUGUAAUUUGCCAAGAUAUACGAUGUUGUCAUUUUUCUGAGUAGAGCUGCACAAUGAAUAAUCCUGGCAAAUUUAUGCUUAUACCAGAGAAGUACUGACUGUGAGCAGGCAUUUUCAAUAAUGUUUAGUUACCAUAAGCUACUUGCAAAACUAAAUUGUGUGAAAUCACAAUGUAUUUGCCACAGCUUCAUAAUCUUCCCAAUAAAUCCUGCAGAAAGUCAACCUUCUAGAAUUCCAUGUUGCUGCUACUUCAUUUACAAGUCAGUUCUUUGCUUGUAUAAUGUUUAUUGAUGUUUAAUAAUUAUUGUAAAUCAAAUUAUCAGGAGCUUUUUCGUAGUGAUGGAAUCAAAAUGAGUUAACUUCUGUUGUAUCUGAAACUUUUCAAGGGACACUCUCAACUUCAACUCUAGUCUUUGGGGAAGAACUGAACUCAACUCGUGCAGCUGUUGCUCUUUACAGCCUCCACUGACUUUUGUUCUCCAGAAAAUUAAGACUUUCUCCCUUUUGCUAUGCAAGUUACUCAAACAGAAGGGUGACGGUGGCUACUCAGGUUUCUGUGCUUGAAGUAGCCAUGUGCACAAACUGAACUUAAAAUUUGCACUUACCAGUGCUUAAUCUACAAUAAUUUUCUAUCCAAACUAAAUAAUUUAGCUUGUAGUUGAUAAUGUCCCUUUUAAAUAUCAUAGACUAGCAGUUGUGACUUGUGUUUGUCUACGUAGCAAUACCUAAUGCAAUCAGAGUGUGUCAUUCUUGUGUUGCUAAUUGAUUCAGUUACCUCAAAUGGAUGUAUGAUCCAAUUUCUUUACUAUUUAGUAACUUGUGAGAGUUAAAACUCUGGCCAUCUGAGUACUUAAACUGGCUUGCUGUGUGACUUUAAACCAGAAAAUUCUCAGCUGACAGCUGAUGAUGGAGGAUCUUUGUGGAGAAAGAUGGAGAGUGAAACAGAUACAGAUUUUGUACCACGCUGCUGUGGCACAAGGUGAGCUUACACAUGUUCUGCUGCAUUUGAGGAACCUCUCUACGAGUGACAAGGGAAAUAAACUGUUGAGAUAUCCUACAUUAGGUACCACUCCCUUCCUCUUAAGAGCACCCAGUGUUAGUUUAGUUGCAAUAGGUAUGAAAAAUAAUGAAACAGUGAGUGAAAGGAGAUAAGCUUGGAGACAGUAUGUUCUCCAAGGUAAUUUUUUCAAAUGUUUAUUUUUACUAAAAAUAGCAAAACCACCUCUAAUGGCAGGUUCAGCACACUGAUCAAACUACUUUCUAUAAAAUAAAGAUACUGAUU
This is a messenger RNA of Cuculus canorus (common cuckoo), 12796 nucleotides long. RefSeq names its product Dmx like 1 (gene DMXL1). Gene Ontology annotation, cellular component: RAVE complex. The record is from RefSeq and is a predicted model, not a curated record. The transcript is spliced from 45 exons. Gene Ontology annotation, molecular function: protein binding. Gene Ontology annotation, biological process: vacuolar acidification. NCBI's taxonomy places the organism in Eukaryota, Metazoa, Chordata, Aves, Cuculiformes, Cuculidae. The coding region runs from base 94 to 9351 and encodes 3085 amino acids.